Molecule: messenger RNA, 764 nt
Organism: Drosophila willistoni
Lineage: Eukaryota; Metazoa; Arthropoda; Insecta; Diptera; Drosophilidae
Gene: Prx6a
Product: peroxiredoxin-6
Exons: 3
Coding region: 1-669 (222 amino acids)
Biological process (GO): cell redox homeostasis; cellular oxidant detoxification
Cellular component (GO): cytosol; mitochondrion
Molecular function (GO): peroxiredoxin activity
Source: RefSeq, a predicted model, not a curated record
AUGCCGAUGCCUCUUAAUAUUGGUGAUCAGUUUCCCAAUUUUCAGGCCCUGACAAAUUUGGGUGAAAUUGAUUUCUAUGAAUGGAUGGGCGAUGAAUCUUGGGCGAUACUCUUCUCACAUCCAGCUGACUACACGCCGGUCUGCACUACUGAGCUAGCCCGUGUCGGAGCCUUGAUUCCUGAAUUUCUAAAGCGUGGUGUUAAGCCGAUUGCAUUGUCUUGUGAUACGGCUGAGUCGCACAAAGGAUGGAUUGAGGAUAUAAAACAUUAUGGCAAGCUAUCCAGCUUUGAUUACCCCAUCAUUGCGGAUCAUAAACGAGAGCUGGCUGUCAAGUUGAACAUGCUGGAUAAAGAUGAGCUUAACUCGGAUGGAAUUCCUUUAACCUGUCGAGCAGUCUUUAUUGUAGAUGAUAAAAAGAAAUUACGUCUAUCCAUACUCUAUCCAGCCACCACAGGACGAAAUUUUGAUGAAAUUCUGCGUGUAAUUGAUUCGCUGCAUUUGACCCAAAGAAAGAGUGUGGCUACGCCGGCUGAUUGGAAAAGCGGUGGUGAUUGCAUGGUGUUGCCUACGGUUAAGUCCGAAGAUGUUUCAAAACUUUUUCCAAAUGGAAUCAAUACAAUUGAUGUGCCUUCUGGUAAGGGUUAUCUACGCAUCACCCCACAACCCUGAUCAGUUGCUUUAUCAUUCCAAAUGAAUCUAUUUUCAAACAUGACUUUUUAUUACAAAAAAAUUAUAAUUAAUAACAAAAAUAAUGCACAAUCAAA